AUAAAAAAAGUGCUGAGAGCACUUAUUGGAAAAAGUCAAGAGAAUUGUAAGAGAAGUGGUUGGGCCAAGAGAGAACAUGAAACGGAAGCAGAAAGAUCCUUAUAAUCUUUGAAAUGGACUUGUAAUGUUUCAGAAAGAAGGAAGGAAAAAGGGCAGCAGCACAGCCUGGAUCCUAGAUGUUAUAGGACAGAAGAAGAGGAAGUGUUCUUGACUUGAGUUCUGGUCUCUGGAGUGUGGGUCUCUACGUGGAGGGAGGGGGAGGACGAACCUGCAGUUCCAAGAGAAUGGAGAAAAUUCUACAGAUAGUGGUGUUUGCAAAGGCCUUCAUCAGCUGCAGCGCCCUCCUGGACCUGUCUGGCCUCCACCAGGUCAAUGGGACAUGGAAGGGAUCCACCACUUUACCUUGUACCUACAUACCCUCAGAAGGUUUCACACAGCACACACUCGUCUGGAGUGUGACCCGAGACUACAGCACCUCCACCAUCUUCCGCAGGGAUGACUCUGGUGACCAUGUCUUGUUGUCUCGGUUCAGAGACCGUGUCACUGUCCCAAAGAACAGACCAGGGGAUGUCACACUGCAAAUCAAGAACCUCGAAAUCCCUGACAGUGGACACUACACUUGUCAAGUCACGUGGAGCUCCAAAAAUAACAACUUGCUAACAAAGGAGAUGGCCACUACAGUUAAAGUAGUGAAAGUUGCGGUGACGAAGCCCGUGGUCAGGGCUGGGGAGUGGGGCCUGACACUCCCGGCAGGAACCAGGACCAGCCUGACGUGUGUGGCCGGCGGCUCCCCCCCCAUCAGCUACCGCUGGUUCCAGGGGGAGCCGGGAGGAGCAGCCCGGCGCCUGGGCAGCAGCGCCGAGCUCACGUUCGACAGGCUGCAGCCCUCGCACUCGGGGAAGUAUUACUGCGAGGCAGAGAACUACAUUGGGGUGCUGGUCACCCAGCAGAGUGAUGCCGUGGAGCUCGCCGUGAGAGAUCUGGUAGCUACGACGCAGCCCACCCCCGCACAGGACACCAGCUCGGCGGGAGCCUCCGUUGCCACAGGGCUGCAGCGCCGCCACCUGCCGCUCUACGUCGUCUUCCUGCUGGCCGGACUCUGUGGGGUCGCGCUCGUCUCCAUCGCUAUGGCCAUCGCCUGUCGACGGAAGGCAAUGGCGCAGGACGAACCUCUCUAUGAAGUUGCUUUCCAUAGCACUGCAGAUGGCACGAGAACAGAGACUGCUAAGGACCAGGAAGAUGUAAAUUCUAGGACUGAAGCAUCAUACGAAACUAUCACCAUGAAAAGCAAUGACUACAGCAACAUAUGCACUGGGAAAAACACUGAAUGUGAGACCCUUGUGAAGGCUAUGGAAUCAGAAUAUGAGUAGAAAUUUUCUAGCAGACCAUCUGCAGCAUUUCCACGUGAGCAGUUGUGCAGAAGACGGAGCUACAGAUCUUGAGUGGUGAAUUCUACCAAAGGAAACUAUUUUUCCUGCCUGCCUACAAUGCUGAUAAAUAUUCCAGUCUUGUUGCUUUAUUUAACCUGGGGAACUGCAUACUCUUGGGCUCGGACAGUUAAGGUCCUGCCCCUCAGUGCAGAAACUCUCAGCCAAGUGGCUCUCUAUCUACAGUUAUGGCGCUAUAAAUUUAGGAGCAGCCUGGAGGACAAAGGUGAGGAAGAAGGGACUGGAGGAGCAGAAACACUAAAGCUUUUAGCCUGCAGGUCUAGGUGUAGCUGGCUGCAGCACUGCUGGCCAGUGAAGCCACAGGGUGUAUUCUCAAACGUGUUCUCCUGUUGGGAAUCAGACUGCAGGGAACCAGGAACUGUGCCCGGGGUGGAAUGUUACAUAGUGUCUACAACUUGUACUACAACAAAUACUGGUGGCACAGCUUGUUUGCCCUUAAGUCUUUUCAU
Nothoprocta perdicaria is the source of this 1897-nucleotide messenger RNA. Its product is annotated as V-set and immunoglobulin domain-containing protein 4-like. Gene Ontology annotation, molecular function: complement component C3b binding. Gene Ontology annotation, biological process: negative regulation of T cell proliferation; negative regulation of interleukin-2 production; negative regulation of macrophage activation. The transcript has 7 exons. Lineage: Eukaryota; Metazoa; Chordata; Aves; Tinamiformes; Tinamidae. The record is from RefSeq and is a predicted model, not a curated record. Bases 285 to 1370 code for a protein of 361 amino acids.